Messenger RNA from Neoarius graeffei (lesser salmon catfish), 372 nucleotides. Its product is annotated as helix-loop-helix protein 2-like. Gene Ontology annotation, molecular function: DNA-binding transcription factor activity, RNA polymerase II-specific; protein dimerization activity; RNA polymerase II cis-regulatory region sequence-specific DNA binding. The record is from RefSeq and is a predicted model, not a curated record. Gene Ontology annotation, biological process: regulation of transcription by RNA polymerase II. The transcript has a single exon. Lineage: Eukaryota; Metazoa; Chordata; Actinopteri; Siluriformes; Ariidae. The coding region runs from base 1 to 372 and encodes 123 amino acids.
AUGAUGCUGAGCCCAGACCAGACGGACCCGGAGCUGCCAUGGAGCCACUCGGACGCCGAAAGUGUGUUAAGUGACAUGAAGGCCGGCUGCAUGUCCGAGGAGCUCCACACAGACGCCGAAGGGAAACCCAAAGCUCUCGCACCGCAGCCGCUCACGCGCGAGGAGAAGCGACGGCGCAGGCGCGCGACAGCCAAGUACCGCUCUGCGCACGCGACCCGGGAGCGCAUCCGCGUCGAGGCGUUUAACGUGGCUUUCGGCGAGCUGCGCAAACUGCUGCCCACCCUGCCGCCCGACAAGAAGCUCUCCAAGAUCGAGAUCCUCAGACUGGCUAUCUGUUACAUCUCCUACUUAAACCACGUGUUGGAUGUUUGA